AUAAGAUUUCAUAUAUAAUAUUAUAAAUACCAAUUUAUUAAAUAUAAUUCAUUUAAGUAAAGUUUAAAUUCCAAAUGUAAUAAAUAAGAGUCCCUUAUCCUUUAAUGCACAUUCGAUUCCAUUAAUAUAUAUACAUACAUGUUCAUUGACGCGGGUAUAUUGAUUUAUGUUACCAUAUGUACUUACAUUACUAUAGAAACCAUAUUUGUCAAAAUACAUUACUUGUACACAUAAAUUACAAUAUAUUAAUAAUUCGUUUAAAAUUGAAAAUUUAGUGAAUAAAAUGGUGGAUUAUAAAUAUAAAGAUUGUAAACAAUAAUAUCGAUAAUGUCCGAUAACAAUCACGUGCAGAAUACUUCUUUGAAACAAGAUGAAAACCAUCUGGAAGAAUUGCUGACGCCUAUUUUUCGCAUAAACUCGGAAGAAUCAUUGGCUCGUAAUCGAAAAUUUUUAAAGGAUUUGGAACUUGUAAAAGCUCGUUUGCGAACUUACGCUGCAUAUAGUCCAACUGAUCGAGAAUUGCAACAACGUGUAAUGGAAUAUCGCAAACACCUCCAAAAGUACAACAUAUAAAAUUUCACUUCAUAACAAAUCGAUUUUCUGUUGCGUGCGAAGUACAUCCUUUCAGUUUAAUAACUCGAGCCGAACGAACAAACUUUCAAGUGAAAAGUUUGUUGAUCGUUAGGAUCGAUGCAUCAGACUGAUAAUUCAAACGGUAGUAUUAAACUGACGAAAAAUAAAAAUAAACUAAAUGUCAUAAGAAUCUAUAUUACCUAGUAACAUGUUAAAAUAAAAUAUUUGAUCACUAUA
Messenger RNA from Frieseomelitta varia, 810 nucleotides. RefSeq lists its product as uncharacterized. The transcript has 2 exons. The coding region runs from base 328 to 573 and encodes 81 amino acids. The record is from RefSeq and is a predicted model, not a curated record. Lineage: Eukaryota; Metazoa; Arthropoda; Insecta; Hymenoptera; Apidae.